Molecule: messenger RNA, 3172 nt
Organism: Cydia strobilella
Lineage: Eukaryota; Metazoa; Arthropoda; Insecta; Lepidoptera; Tortricidae
Gene: Pex13
Product: peroxisomal membrane protein PEX13
Exons: 5
Coding region: 173-1270 (365 amino acids)
Biological process (GO): protein import into peroxisome matrix, docking
Cellular component (GO): peroxisomal membrane; peroxisomal importomer complex; peroxisome
Molecular function (GO): protein binding
Source: RefSeq, a predicted model, not a curated record
CCGAUUAAUCUUAAGUUCCUCCUUUCCUCGAGUUCAUCGGUCGUAUUUGUGUAAACAUACUUAUCUUUAUAAAUUAAAGAUUGUGCAGCACCGUAUGGCGUUUACAGAUAAUCAGUGAACCGCGUAGUAAUAUACGUGAAAGUUACAGUGAUUUUAGUGCGUAGCUCGAACGAUGACGGAACAAGCGAAGUUUGAGGGGAACUCUGACCCUUGUUUAUCGAAUGCAGCCGUGACGCCUGGUGGAGCUGUUCCCGCCUUCAGAAAUCCGAUCCCAUCUACCUCUUUUGCAAAUAGUACUUUAGGACCUCCAGUUGUACCACCUAGGCCUGACUUGGCUAUACAGCCGUCUUAUUCUAUGACCCCUGGGUAUUCUUACGGGGGGAUGAAUUCGUACGGUAUGGGUGGCAUGGGAAUGGGAGGGAUGGGAUAUAGUAAUUAUGGAUAUGGGGGUUUUGGAGGUGGCUAUGGGAUGGGGGGUAUGGGAGGAGGUAUGGGUGGUAUGUCGCCUUAUGGGGGAUACAACAGAUAUGGACCAAUGUAUGGCGAUAUUGAGAACAGAUUUAUCCAAAUGGCAGAGGAAAGCUCGCGACCUGCCUUUGAUUCAAUACAAAGUCUAGUCAAUGCGGUUGGCAGUGUUGCCAUGAUGCUUGAGAACACAUUCUUUGCUCUCACCAGCUCAUUUAGAGCUAUUUUAGGUGUUGCAGAGAACUUUGGUCGUCUAAGAUCGCUGUUCGCGCAGUUCUGGUCGACGUUCGCCGUGGUGCGAUCUCUAAACUGGCUCGUACGGAAGUUGAUGGUCAUGCUUGGAAUUAGGACUGAGAACGAGUUCAAGGCAUGGGCAGAAGCAGUGGCAGCUACGCAAACCGGCACAGGCACACCCGAACAACGUGCCAAGGGCGCUAGCUGGCCUAUUCUCCUAUUCUUUGGAGUAAUUGCCGCCGCCCCGUACAUCGUACUAAGAAUGCUGAGUGGGCUUACUACCAGCGUGAAUGAGAGACUAAAUGACCCAACAUCUUGGCAGAACCCGCUCCGUUCCGUAGCCCAACACGAAUUCCAAGCCACCACACCCCAAGAACUCAGCUUCCGGAGCGGCCAGGUCAUCCUCCUCGCACCACAAUAUCUUCAGGGCCAGCUGUGGAACAGCGGCUGGCUCAUGGGUAGUACCGACAGACAGACAGCCGGGCUGGUACCGGUGAAUUACAUUAAAGUUAUCAAGCCGGAGGAAAAAGAUGGUAUGGAGGAGAUGGAUAAGCAUUUUAAGGAGUUGUGAUGUUACUGAUUUUUUGAAACUCAAAUUAAUAUUAAAACAUUUGUUUGAGAUGGAAAUUAUGGAAUAUAAUGACUAUGGCGUCUGCUAAAUUUUACCAUUUAUACUAACGCCAUCUAGUGAAAGUCUCUUUCGAAUGUCCACAACUUUGCAGAUAUAAGCAUAUUAUCUUUGGUAUUAGCGCUUUUAAAUAACAUUGUAAAUCUGAAACACUUCGAUUAUUAUCGAUUGUAUGUAUGACGCCAUUAUUUAUCCGGGAAACCUAUUAGUGUCGUUUUAAUCCCUGAAAAUCAUAAACAUACUACAUUAUAUACAAGUUAUAAUCUUUAGUUAAUGAGUAACAGGUUUAUGUACUAAAUAAUUGAAUAUAAUAAGGUAUAUGAAAUCUUUGUCGUUUCGGGGCUUAUGGAAAGGCGUAAUAAUUCAAAUUUUAUAUGAAAUUAUAGUUAUAAUUUUAAAAUAGAUGUGAAUAUUGUAAAACCUGGUUAUUUCCUUGCAAAGAUUUUCUUCAUGUACUAUUUGGGAAUGGCAUUACUAAAAUGCUGCCAUCUACAACAAUAAUAAGGUUGAGGAACACAAUUGUAUAGAAAUAACAGUCUUUAUUUAUUUACGUAAGUCCCUAAGAUUUUGUUACCAAACAGGUGUGGAAGUAAUACUAAUAUUAAUACGUAGAUUAUAGAAAAUCAAUCAGCGAUUGGCAAGCUCUCUUACCGAUACAACUUUAUACGAAAUAAAUAAUUUACUGGUUUUGGAUAUAAACAAAAACGUCACUCAGACGCCAAAGUCACGGGCGCAAGCGAGCGAAUGUAAACCUUACUUGAAAGUGUGAAGGUUACUUUGUCAACGUACACCAUAACACUUAUUAUGUGUUCAUGGCGCCGUGGGCACGACUAGUUACGACGCCUUAAGGUGUUUUUGGCGUUCAAACAAUACGUAAUACAACUUUGUGCAUUAUUUUAUUCGUGUAAAUCGUGUACUAUUUUAUUCAAAAGACAUUCCAAAUUAUGCCAAAGUAAAUUACAUUAAAAUAGGUAAAAUGCAGCCCUAUUUACGGGUAUUCUAUUUGCAUACAAUCAGUAUAAUGAAAUUCGUAUAUAUAUAUACUACUGUGUAGAAAGCCUAUAUACUAUAAAUGAAUUGGUUUUUUUUUUGUUAUUUAAGAUUGUUAUUAUUAAGCGUUUUAAAUGUACUAUAUUUUGUUUUUAUAUAGACCUGCGCACACCGGGUGCGUGUGCAUAUACGUUCAUGUGCGCGUUGUAAUAUACGAAUGCUUAUGAGUGACGGCACAUCGCUUGCGUGACGUGUGAGUGUAGGUAUGGCUCCAUUUUAGCGCACACAUUCGGUGUGCACAUGCCUUUAAUUUAGCAUUUUUUCUAAGACUGCAUUGAAUCAAGUGCAAUUACUCUUGUGGCUAAAGCAAUGUAAAGCUUGCUAUAUUUUAAGUUUUGAUCGUGAAUAUGCAAUUAUGUCUAAAAAUGUAUGACAAUGGCUAAAAAGAUAAAUUAGCUGUAGGGUUUAGGGGCAGGACAAGAGUAAUGCGGGUCACCAAUUUAUUACGUGCUUUUUUAUUCGAUAUAAAUUGCACCAAUAUCCUCCUAAGGCCCAGCCAUACAAAGGAAAAAUCCCAAAUUUGCCAUUGAAAUGUGAACCUUUAUUGUAGUAAAUAAAGUUGAUUUUGCGUUGUUGGAAAAAAAUUAACGAAACAAAGCAAAAGCGACUGUUCCAAUUGAAUGGGAUUUACAUCGAACUGAAGAGGUAAGGACCUUGGGCCUUAGGAGGUUAAUAAAAUACACGCAAAAAAAUCGUGACUCGCGUUACUUUUUCGUAGAAUCAACUAAUGUGACUUUGUGAAUCUAUGUUCAAUUUUACACGAUAGGGGAUGGACUGAUUUGUUAGAAUAAUGCA